UAAAUCGAGUGUGACAGAUUAUAUUUUUGAUUGUACAGUAUUGGUGUAUUAUUUACUGCGUUUAUUUUUUUAUAAGUGCAACUUUUUGGAGAACCUUCUAUGAUAUGGUGGUAGAAGAAUCGUGACAUUGUCUAUCUAACAGUAUGUCAAUGAGGAGGAUAGUCUCACUUGUUGCUGUGUUGUUUGUUAAUCUCACAAGUAAAAGAAGAUAAAGAGUGAUUCAAAAGAAAUGGUAUAAUUAGUGUGAUACGCAUACAUUAAAUGGUAGUAAUAUGUAUAUCUACAUGAAAUAAGACAUGUUAGUGGGGCAGCCUUAAGGUAUAAUGUUUCGUAGUUUACCAGAUAGGGUGGCAGGGCUAUAUUAUGCCCAUGGCCUGUUUUGCUCCUCUCAUCCUAUUGCAGUUAUUUCAUUGGCAAUCUCAAUUGUAUUGCUAUGCUGCUAUCCUUUGGUCAAUUUACCAAUGCCUGGCAAUGUGCCAAGGACUAUAAUCAAUCAUACUAUUGUACCUGAAAAUAACACAGAAAACUCUGUGUUUUAUGUUCAACAAGUGGUAUUAAGGGUUGGAGUUAUACCAUGGACAGAGGAAUUAACAUUAAUGGAUGCUUUUAGGGGUCCAUUGCAUGAAGUUUUUAAUCUUUUGGAAAUUAUACAAAAUUAUCAGCAUCCAGAGACAUUAAAGACACUUGGUCAAGUAUGCUUACAUAUUGAGGCAGUUAAAAAAAGAAAUGGCAGAAAGUCAGAAAUAUUGCCAGAAUAUAACUGCCUUGUUCUUUCCCCUGCAAAUUUAUGGCAACGAAGUAUUGAACUAUAUGCACAAGAUACGAAUCUUAUAAAUACCAUAUAUUCAUAUCAGAAUCUACAAAAAGGUAAAAUUAGUUUAGCUGAAAUAAUGUUUGGGAUGAAUCUUAAAGAAACUGGAAUAAAAAGAUAUCCAUUGCGACUUAGACAAAGAAUUUUACAAUAUGCAGUAACUAUUUACUUAAAAGAUUAUGAUCCCGAGUUUAUAAAAGGAUUACAACAUAGAUUGAAAAGUUACUAUCACCUUCAUCAAGUGGAAAAUGAUAAUGAUACUUAUAUCUCCAUUGAUGAAACAUUGCAUAUCUUCUAUCCUGGUGAAUUUAACUACAGUGAUAUUUUCCCACUGAUAAUGACAUUUUUUGCUUUAUUUUUCUAUGUCUAUUUCUCUGUUCGGAAAAUAGAAUUAGUGAAAUCAAAGAUUGGAAUAGCAUUUAGUGCCACUGUAACAGUAAUAGGUUCACUAUCUAUGACUGUGGGUGUAUGCUUUUUUUUUGGCUUAACUUUAAGUUUAAAUGGAAAAGAAGUAUUCCCAUAUUUGGUGAUUAUCGUAGGAUUGGAAAAUGUGUUGGUAUUAACCAAAAGUGUAGUGAGUACUCCGGCACAUUUGGAUGUGAAGAUACGUGUUGCUCAAGCCCUGUCCAAAGAGGGUUGGUCCAUCACUAAAAACCUGCUUACAGAAGUAACGAUCUUAACAAUUGGAUUGUUUACUUUCGUACCAGCCAUACAAGAAUUUUGUAUAUUUGCCAUUGUUGGAUUGGUCAAUGAUUUUUUUCUUCAAAUGGUAUUCUUUUCGACAAUUCUUGUCAUUGAUAUUAAACGAACAGAAUUGUCUAGUGAAACAUCGAAAUUUCAUUUGCCAAAUAUACCAUCUACGCGUAAACAGCAAUUUACGACAACUAUAACAAAUAGAAAGCCGAAUAUUUUUCGAUCAAAAUCUCAUCCCAGGUUAAAUGGUUUGUCUAAUGGUCCAACAAAUGUCAUAGCACCUAAUACACAAAACACUCAUACAUUGGGUAAAAUUCCAAAACGUUUACGUUUAGUACAUUUCUGGGCAAGAACUCGAAUAUUUCAGCGUGCCUUUAUGGUAUGGAUGGUAGUUUGGAUCAGCAUGAUCAUUUAUAAUUCUGGUAUUGUCGAGCACGUCAUACAUUUAAGUGAAACUUUAAAGCCAGAAUCAGAUAUUGAGGGAUAUACAGUAGACAGAGCUCAGUCUUUAAAUAAUUAUGUUGAAUUGAACACCAUGAAACCAAUGUCAAUGCCUUCUGCUACCAUUGAUCCAGAUCAUUUAAAUAAACAGGAUGAUCUGACAAAUAAUGUUACUGAUGAAUUAAAUAAAUUAAGACCAGCGGAGUUUCCACCUUGGAAUCGCUUAUCACUUUAUCAUUGGUCUUCGAUCCUUUCGAUGUACAAUAUCUCUGCCGCCGGUGGAAGAAUAAUUAUAUUACCUACAGUGAAACUGUCUCAUGCUGUUAGUCCACAAUUAGUAAAACAAAUUAGUAAUCCGAACGAUGUGCAACAUUUUCAGUGGCAGAGUUUUGCAACUGCUGCUCUCGAUCCAUUAGACUUUUCAGACAUGGAAUUACCAACCAGAUCUGAAGCACGAGGGUUUAAUGCGGAUGCUCCCUUUAUUCCCUCUAGUCCGAUGGAAAUAUUCUUAGCGGCGGUGCUAUGUCUCAUUAGUGUAAUUGUUGUUGCCUAUACAAUGGUUGUCCUGUAUAGAUGCAUUUGUUCUAGGAACUACGCCGAAUGGCGGGCUAGUUGGUAUCAGCCAGAGAAGGCACAUGAUUCAGCCACACAGUUAGUUUUAGAAGCAUCACCCCUAGUUCUUGAGGGUCAUAAUCAAGAAGUAGAGUGUAUUGCUACAGAUAGUAACACCAUAGCCAGCACGUGUUUGGCUGGGCACAUCAGAGUGUGGGAUACGACGUCAGGUGAACAGUUGGUGCAUAUAGACCGAAAACAGUUUUUUAGUAGUCCCUACAAAAAUUUGAAUCACGUGACACCUGAUAUGGAUGAGUUAAUGUCGGAUUACGAAAGUGGUUCGCCACCUUCGAGAGGAGAAAUGGAGAAUACCAAUUCGUUUGGAUUAUACUCAGCAGCAUCAGCUGUACACUAUAGAAAAUCCUCUCCUGGAUUAUAUAAUGUGUACCGAGGACAAAAUAAUAAUAAUAAAAGACAUUCAAUGGGGAACACAUUAGACUAUGAUUAUCAAAUCAAUGAAUUUAGUUUCGAGAGAAGGAAAAGCGCCCGCAGAAGUUUAGAUAAUGCUUAUGAUCUUCCGGACUUAAAAUCAACAAUAAAUACCAAAUUUUCAUCCAUGAAACUGUCAUCAGGGCAGCAAGUUUAUGAGCAAGGCUUUGACUUUGGUGAUCAAUAUAAGCAUCUUUUUGAGGAACACAAUAAAUCCAUAGAUGAGCUACGGAAUUCAGAAAGCUUAGAACAAUUGUGCAUUCCUAAUGAGAAAUUAAAUUCAUCUGGUAUAGUGAACAAUGCAUUCUCAUUAAAUACGGAUAGAACUGUGCAACUUACACAUACAGUGUCUCCCAUUUGGUGCAUGGAUUACCAGGAAAAUCUUAUAGUUGUAGGCUGUGCAAAUGGAAGUUUGGAAUUUUGGGAAGGUACUACGGGUAAAUUUAAGUGUUUAUUUGACGAUGGAUCAGGUCUGGGAAUAUCUGCUGUAAAAUUUAUCGGUAGUAGAGUGGUAGCAGCUAAGUUAAAUGGAUCUAUUGAUUUUCUACAAUUAGAAAGUUAUAGUGAAGGUCAACAGAUUGAUUGGGGUUUUACCUCCUACAGAAGAACUCAUGUUAGAACUGGAAGUGCUGGUUCACCUAUGGAUAUUAAUAACAUUAUGCAAUCUGAAGAAGAUCUUCGUUGUAUAAAAAUUAGUUCUCAUAAAGCACACCAGCAAGCAAUAACCGUGCUCGACAGCGAAGGGGGUCGGGUUUUAACUGGUAGUCAGGAUCAUACUCUUAAAGUAUAUAGGUUGGAAGAUCAGUUGCCAUUGUAUACUCUCCAUGGUCAUUGUGGUCCCAUAUCUUGUCUUUUUAUCGAUAGAAUGAGCCCUAUGACGUCUGGUAGUGGCUCUCAAGAUGGUCUUUUAUGCGUUUGGGAUCUCCUAACUGGGACAUGUAUGUACAGUAUACAAGCUCACGAUGGUGCUGUAGCGGCUAUUACAUGCUCGGUCUCAUAUGUGAUAAGCAUUGGUACUGAUGAGAGAUUGUGUGUAUGGGAGCGAUUUCAAGGGCACUUAUUACAUACUCUUCCAGCACACAGAUCAGCAUACAGUUUACAAUUAGUUAUGUUAACACAUCAUCUACUCAUAACCAGUAGUCAGGGAUCACUAGUAGUUUGGGAUGUCAGAACAGGGGAGCCUAUACGCGAAGUGAGGUUGGGUCACAAGGAUAGUUGUAUUUUCGUAAAGCAAAUGUUAGCAUUAAGGGACAGUGUGGUGUGCGAUUUCGGUCGACAAUUGCGAAUAGUCAGAUUCCCGUUAGUUUCUGAUAAGUUAGACUAAGAUCUGUAUAUGCGUCAUUGUACAUAGCUGCUUCGUUUCUUAUUUAAUUUUAAUACUUAACAAAGUCCCAGCACUAAUGGGAAUAUAGAUUUUUACACGAUGUACAUUUUACAUUUUAAAAGUAUCGUACACACUUUUAAUAUAAAUAUUUUACAUUACUGACUACGUCAUGGUUGCGCCUUAAUAUUUGUACUCUGUCGUGACAGUAAAAGAGAAACAUAUGUAUGCUUAUUCUUUUUGUUCAAGAACUAUGAAAAAUUUUAGUCGAUUCUCGGGACCAUUCGUGUACAUUUGAAACAAUACAAAGGUACUAUGAAAUAUGAAAUAUAUAGCUAAAGACAGUGAUACGUGAUAGAGAAAAUAUUUUUAGAUAAUAAAACCAGAGGAUCGAAUAAUUUUUGGUAUUUCCAUUCAUUAUCUAAAGAAAAAAUGGCUGUGUUAUAUUUCGAGGCAUCCGUUUUGUUUCACGGCGCAAUUAGGAGCAUUUUCAUAUGCGUCAUUUGUUAUCUCCUUUUCUAUUUAAGAGAUCUCGAAACAGAUUUGUAUGCAGAAGUUGCAUUUGUUAAA
Eufriesea mexicana is the source of this 4877-nucleotide messenger RNA. It is a transcript of the gene SCAP, whose product is annotated as SREBP cleavage activating protein. Gene Ontology annotation, molecular function: sterol binding; protein binding. Gene Ontology annotation, cellular component: endoplasmic reticulum membrane; Golgi membrane; SREBP-SCAP complex. NCBI's taxonomy places the organism in Eukaryota, Metazoa, Arthropoda, Insecta, Hymenoptera, Apidae. Bases 324 to 4310 code for a protein of 1328 amino acids. The transcript is spliced from 13 exons. The record is from RefSeq and is a predicted model, not a curated record. Gene Ontology annotation, biological process: SREBP signaling pathway; regulation of cholesterol biosynthetic process.